Molecule: messenger RNA, 544 nt
Organism: Brassica oleracea var. oleracea
Lineage: Eukaryota; Viridiplantae; Streptophyta; Magnoliopsida; Brassicales; Brassicaceae
Product: 40S ribosomal protein S21-2-like
Exons: 4
Coding region: 153-401 (82 amino acids)
Biological process (GO): endonucleolytic cleavage to generate mature 3'-end of SSU-rRNA from (SSU-rRNA, 5.8S rRNA, LSU-rRNA); translation; endonucleolytic cleavage in ITS1 to separate SSU-rRNA from 5.8S rRNA and LSU-rRNA from tricistronic rRNA transcript (SSU-rRNA, 5.8S rRNA, LSU-rRNA)
Cellular component (GO): ribosome; cytosolic small ribosomal subunit
Molecular function (GO): structural constituent of ribosome
Source: RefSeq, a predicted model, not a curated record
AUAACAAUCAUUUCAUAUAAACCAAAACCCUAACAGCCCGCGACUAUAAAUAACAUAAAUUGCUUCUCAGUCAAUUUUUCCAUCGCCGCCGCACUGCUCUCUCCGUUUUAGAUUCUUCUCCCGCUCAGAUCGAAUUUUCCAAGCUAAAAAUCAUGCAGAACGAGGAAGGAGUCGUCACUGAGCUUUACAUUCCGAGGAAAUGCUCGGCGACAAACAGAUUGAUCACCUCAAAGGAUCACGCCUCUGUUCAGCUUAACAUUGGUCAUCUUGACGCCGACGGUAUCUACACUGGCCAGUUCACCACUCUUGCUCUUUGCGGAUUCGUCCGUGCUCAGGGAGACGCAGACAGUGGCGUCGACAGGCUCUGGCAGAAGAAUAAAGUCGAAACCAAACAACAGUGAGAUAGAUAGAGACAUAGAAUCUAUAAGCUGUUGCUACUUGUUGUUUUUGCCAUGUUUCAUUAUUGAGUUUUCUCUUUCUGCGAACUCGUAUCUUUGUUUUCUGAUUUAUGAAAAAUAAUUACGUUUUGGUGGCAUUUGAAUCA